AUGGCGCCCUCUCCGACAACUGCUGGGCGGAUAGAGGAAGCCCGGACUCUUGCAAAGAACGACCCUGCCAAAGCUGAAAGCACCCUCAAGGAGAUUCUCUCUAAAGGUCCCGGCUCGACCGAGGCCUCGUCGCGGGAUUAUGAAAAUGCCCUGGUCUCGCUGGGAGAGGUCUACCGGGACCAGAAGAAGCCGCAGGAGAUUGCCGAACUGAUCAAGACAAGCCGUGAUUCCUUCUCUUCAUUCGCCAAGGCAAAGACAGCCAAGCUGGUCCGCCAGCUGCUGGACCUGUUCAGUGAGAUCCCGAACACCCUCGAUAUUCAAGUUGCCGUCAUCAAGUCCUGUAUCGACUGGGCCGUCGCAGAGCGGAGAUCAUUCCUUCGCCAGAACCUUGAAACCCGGCUGGUGGCCAUUUAUAUGCAGAAACAAACCUACUACGAUGCUCUCACCCUCAUUAACUCUCUUCUCCGCGAGCUGAAGCGUUUGGACGACAAGCUCAUGCUGGUCGAAGUACAGCUGCUGGAGUCGCGCGUCUAUCAUGCAUUGGGCAACCAGGCCAAGGCACGUGCUGCCCUGACGGCUGCCCGUACAUCUGCCGCCUCGGUCUACACUCCUCCCAACCUGCAAGCCGGCCUGGACAUGCAGAGCGGUAUGCUCCAUGCAGAAGACAAGGACUUCAACACAUCGUUUUCGUACUUCAUCGAGGCGCUGGAGGGUUACAGCUCUCUCGACGAGGGCGAGAAGGCAACAGCUGCUCUCCAGUACAUGUUGCUGUGCAAAAUUAUGUUGAACCUGGUGGAUGAUGUCACGAACCUGCUGGGAUCUAAGCAGGCUCAGAAGUAUGCUAGCCCGCGAUUGGAGGCCAUGAAGGCCGUGGCACGUGCUCACGCGGACCGGUCCCUCGAGCAGUACGAGAAGGCUUUGUCGGACUACAGAUUUGAGUUGGGUAGUGAUGCGUUCAUCCGCAACCACCUUCGCAGAUUGUACGAUGCCAUGUUGGAGCAGAAUCUCAUCAAGGUUAUCGAACCCUUCAGCCGAGUUGAGCUUGACCACAUUGCCAAGAUGGUGGGACUGGACACGCAGCAGGUGGAGAGGAAGCUUUCACAGAUGAUCUUGGACAAGGUUAUCAUUGGAGUGUUAGAUCAAGGAGCCGGAUGCCUGAUUGUCUUUGACGAGACGGAGCGUGAUCAGGCAUAUGACGCUGCUCUAGAAACCAUUGCCAAGCUGAGCAAUAUGCCACCAGCCAUGAGCGCUCCUAUCCCUCCCAAUUAUGGGCGUGGGUUCCCACCACAGGCCGCCCAACGGUCUCCUGCCACGCCUCGUCGCGGCCCUCAAGCACAAGUACCAAUGCCUGCUGCCCCCAUGGCUCAACACGGCGUUCCCCCUCAACUCCUUCCUCAGCAACAUCGUAAUAUGAUGGCGGCCAACGCUGCCAACGAGGCCGCGCUUCGUCGCAGUCGCAAACCCACAGACAGGAACAUUCCGGAGGGAAUCGAAGAAGUGGUUAUUGGCGAAGGUGUUCAGCAAUACAAAAGCCUUCGCGACCUCGAGAAACGGCUGGACGCGGCCAUCGUGCGCAAGAGACUCGAUAUUCAAGAUUCCAUCAGCAAGACCGUGAAGAAAUACCGCACCAUGCGCAUUUGGAUAUCCAACACGGUCGAGAACCAACCGUGGCAGAAUGCCUCGGGCCAGAACGGUGCCAGCAAUCCUGGGUCCGGGCGAUAUAAGGUACGCAUCGAGGGACGUUUGCUGGAUGACGACAGCGACCCGACGGCUUCGGAGGACAGCGACGAGGAGCAGGCUGGUGUAGACGAAUCCGCCGAUGCGAACGGCGACGCGAUGGAGCAGGAUGGCCCCGGGGCUCCGAAGACCAAGACAAAGCCCGCAGCGUCAAAGAAGCGGUCUCAGCAGCGCUUCUCGCAUUUCUUCAAAUCCAUCACGAUCGAUUUCGACAGACCGGCCACCACGAACCCGGAGGAUGUCAAGCCUAUCACCUGGAAUAAGCCGCAAUUACCCCCAAACGCCGUUACGCUUCCUCCCACCGCAGACUUCGAUUCCAUUCAGUUCUCCCGCGCAUCGCAGGAGAACCUCAACGUGACGGUCAGCCUAGUGCGUGACGAGACACCAGAGCGAUAUAAGCUGAGCAAGGAGCUGGCGGAGGUGCUGGAUGUGGAGGAGGAAACUCGCAGUGGCAUUGUUCUUGGCAUAUGGGAUUACAUCCGCGCCAUGGGCCUGCAGGAGGAUGAAGAGAAGCGGCUGGUACGCUGUGACCACCGCCUACGAUCGAUCUUCGGUCGGGACCAAAUGUUCUUCCCCCAGAUUCCCGAAAGCAUCGGCCCGCAUACCAGCCCGAUCGACCCCAUCAAACUCCCCUACACCAUCCGCGUCGACGCCGACUACCACAACGACCCCACCCCCACCGUCUACGACAUCCAAGUCGCCCUGGAGGACCCCCUGCGGUCCAAGAUGCUCGCCCUUACCCAGAACCCGCAGUACACCGCCGCCAUGCGCCACAUCUCCACGCUGGACGACCAGGUCGCGCUCAUCGUGCAGGCUCUGACGCACUCGCGUGCCCGCCACUCCUUCUUCACGGCCCUGAGCAAGGAUCCCGCCACCUUCCUCCGCCGCUGGGUCAACAGCCAGCGGAGGGAUCUCGAGACCAUCCUCGGCGAGGCCACGAGAGGCGGCGGCGAGGACGCCAGCGGGCCGGAGUUCCGGAGAGGCGGCACCGAUGGGGCGUGGGACACCCCCGUCGCGAGGGAAGCGGUGCGCUAUAUGCUUGCCAGACCCGAGGCGGCCAUGGGGAGGGCUCUCUGA
Aspergillus aculeatus ATCC 16872 is the source of this 2814-nucleotide messenger RNA. RefSeq lists its product as uncharacterized. The record is from RefSeq and is a predicted model, not a curated record. Gene Ontology annotation, biological process: ubiquitin-dependent protein catabolic process. Gene Ontology annotation, molecular function: structural molecule activity. Lineage: Eukaryota; Fungi; Ascomycota; Eurotiomycetes; Eurotiales; Aspergillaceae. Gene Ontology annotation, cellular component: proteasome regulatory particle, lid subcomplex. The transcript has 5 exons. The coding region runs from base 1 to 2814 and encodes 937 amino acids.